CGUACGUUACUGGUACUUAAAAAAAAAAAAGUACGGCUCUGGAAACUGUUCCCAUGGUAGCGCCCUAACACAAGAGGUACUUUGCUACAAGUCUCCUGUUACUGUACUGUGGGAAAUUGGUUAUAUUUUCUUUGAAGCAACAUGGUGAGUAAGAAGAAGGAAAUAGGUUUGCAGGUCAAUAUCAAUAACCAGGAGCUUUGGGAGGAAAUGCUCAGUUCCAAAGGAUUAACAGUGGUUGAUGUCUACCAAAGCUGGUGUGGACCUUGCAAACCUGUGGUCAGUCUCUUCAGGAAAAUAAAACUUGAAGUUGGAAAUGACCUUCAUUUUGCUACGGCAGAAGCAGAUUGCCUCGAUAUUUUGGAAAAAUAUCGAGGAAAGUGUGAACCUACCUUUCUUUUUUAUGCAGGUGGAGAAUUAGUGGCUGUGGUAAGAGGAGCAAAUGGACCAUUAUUGCACAAAACUAUUCUAGAUCAGCUGGAGGCAGAGAAUAAGGUUUUGGAACAAGGCAGUGAACGGAAAGUGAUUAAAGAUGCCGCCAUUUCCAUCAAAGAAGAAAUUAUUUCCGAAGACCAGGAAUAUGAAGAAGAUGAAAUAGUGUCACUUGAAAAAUCCUGCACACUGGCAAUUAUUAAACCAGAUGCGGUGGCACAUGGGAAGGUGGAUGAGAUCAUUGUAAAGAUUCAGGAAGCUGGGUUUGAGAUUUUAACUAAUGAAGAAAGAAUCCUGACAGAGUCUGAAACAAGAUACCUUUACCAAAAGAGAUCUGAAGAGGAAAUCUUUGAAAAGCUAGUUCAGCAUAUGUCGAAUGGACCGUGUCGGCUACUCAUAAUCUCAUGGCCAGAAAAUGAUAAAGAUGUAGUUGCUGUGAGAGACUUCAUUGGUCCAAGUGAUAUUGAAGCUGCUAAGAGGGAAAAUCCUGAAAGUCUCCGGGCUCAGUAUGGAACAAUAAUGCCAUUUAAUGCUGUCCAUGGCAGUGAGAACAGAGAACAAGCCAACAGGGAGCGUGAAUUCUUUUUCCCAAAUUUUAAAAUUUCAGGAAGUGAUGCUGACAAAGUACCAAGGGAAGAAAUUCUACAGUGAACAAACCCAUGGAUUAAGAGUACUCUCCUCUUCUUCUGGAAAUGACUAGAUGUGACCCCACAAGCCCUAAUUCAGAUUUGCUAUCUUCAGAUAUAGAAGGACAUUUAAAUGUUUUUAAAUUCUAUUUUUAAUUUAUGAAAUAAAACAAGCAUCUCCAUAACAUUAGAAUUAAAAAUGAU
Messenger RNA from Dromiciops gliroides (monito del monte), 1259 nucleotides. It is a transcript of the gene NME9, whose product is annotated as NME/NM23 family member 9. Gene Ontology annotation, biological process: CTP biosynthetic process; GTP biosynthetic process; UTP biosynthetic process. Gene Ontology annotation, molecular function: nucleoside diphosphate kinase activity. Lineage: Eukaryota; Metazoa; Chordata; Mammalia; Microbiotheria; Microbiotheriidae. The record is from RefSeq and is a predicted model, not a curated record.